Molecule: messenger RNA, 507 nt
Organism: Phytophthora infestans T30-4
Lineage: Eukaryota; Oomycota; Peronosporomycetes; Peronosporales; Peronosporaceae
Exons: 2
Coding region: 1-507 (168 amino acids)
Biological process (GO): GPI anchor biosynthetic process
Cellular component (GO): endoplasmic reticulum
Molecular function (GO): N-acetylglucosaminylphosphatidylinositol deacetylase activity
Source: RefSeq, a predicted model, not a curated record
AUGCUGUUCGACUUGGGCGAGGACGAACUGCAGACGCUGCUGGACAUGUUCAAGUACAUUUUGCUCGGUACAAACGUGCUUCUGUUCUUCACUGCAGCACUAGUAUUUUUCACCUCUUCAGCCAAUCAGAACUCGACGUCCUCGUCGACGCCAGCGCAGUUUAAACAAGCGCUGAUUGUAACGGCGCAUCCGGACGAUGAGAGCAUGUUCUUCCUGCCUCUGGUAUACUCUCUGCAGCAGCAACAAGAAGGCUCCAACGAGGUCUGGAAGACACACUUGUUGUGUCUUUCUCGAGGCAAUUUUGACGGUCUGGGGGACGUCAGAGUGAAGGAAUUAAAGGCGUGUGCCACAUACAUCGGACUGUCGACAGAUCAUGUCAAAGUGCUGGAAGAUCCUAAGCUCCAAGACGGAAUGAAGAACCAAUGGGAUGUGGAACAUAUUGCCGCUAUAGUGACGGAUUAUAUAGUGAAGAACCAGAUCGAUGCGGUGCGUCUUUACCUUCGAUGA